Messenger RNA from Micropterus dolomieu (smallmouth bass), 2301 nucleotides. Its product is annotated as visual system homeobox 2-like. Gene Ontology annotation, biological process: regulation of transcription by RNA polymerase II. The coding region runs from base 422 to 1630 and encodes 402 amino acids. Gene Ontology annotation, cellular component: nucleus. NCBI's taxonomy places the organism in Eukaryota, Metazoa, Chordata, Actinopteri, Centrarchiformes, Centrarchidae. The transcript is spliced from 6 exons. Gene Ontology annotation, molecular function: sequence-specific double-stranded DNA binding; DNA-binding transcription factor activity, RNA polymerase II-specific. The record is from RefSeq and is a predicted model, not a curated record.
UUUUAAAAUCUUUAGGUUUGUUGCAGGUUGCAGAAGAACUUAGCAGCUUCAAGUAUUUUUUGGGCUCCUCACUACUAAAUGGACAAACGUGCUGCAAAGAAAGCUGAUUUUCCUCGACUUGAGGGGUUUAACCCGGCUGAUUAUCUGAUGAUCAGCGACAGAAACAGGAAGGGUUAGUGAAAGUAAGAGCAAUACAUAUUUCUUUUCGCUGAGGAUUUUAAGAUAAAAAUAAUAGGAAUAUUUUGUCUCAAUUAAUCGACAGAACUAUUGUAAUCUACUUUAAUGGUGCUGAUGCGAACUUCAGGAUGGAGUCUCUCCCCUCUUGUGAUUGGCUGCACGCCUGUUGCCCGUCGGAUAAAAAGCGCAGCAGAGAGGCGGAGGAGAUAAAGACGGAGCAUCACGGGGCUCAUUGCACAAGGGGAUGCUGGCUUUUUUGGAGGGAGCAGAGAGCAAAAAGUGGAACCGCACCACCAUGACUGGGAAGGAGGGAAUUCUGCUUUCAGACAAUGAGAAUAAACAAAAAUCAGCCUCACAAACCAGCGUGAGCCACGGGGGAUCCCAGCAGCCGCCUCCGGUCUGGAAGAUGGCCCCCACGGUGCACCGGCGCACCGGCUUUGGGAUCCAGGAGCUGCUCGGCCUCAACAAGGAGCCGCCGGUGGCCCCGAGGCGGCCGCUGGAGGCUCUGCCGCACAGGGCGCACGUCCUGGCCGCCAGGUCGGCCCUCGGACACGGGGCUCUCGGGGUCGGUAUGGGUUUGCUGGGACCAGAGGGAAUACACUCGUUUUACAGCCAGCCUGCCUUUCUGGAGGUGCUGUCUGAGGCGCAAAAUGUGCACCUGCAGCCGCUGCACAGAGCGGCGCACGUGGACACACAGAUGGAUGCGCAGCACUCCGCCAGCUCAGAUUCUGAUGACUUGAGUCUCUCCUCCGGUGACCAGAAGUUCUCCAAAUCCUCCCUGAGUCAGAGCAAGAAGAGAAAGAAAAGACGACACAGAACUAUUUUCACUUCCUAUCAGCUGGAGGAGCUGGAAAAAGCUUUUAAUGAAGCUCACUAUCCAGACGUAUACGCCCGAGAAAUGCUCUCCAUGAAGACUGAGCUGCCAGAGGACAGAAUACAGGUGUGGUUUCAGAACCGCAGGGCCAAGUGGAGGAAGAGGGAAAAGUGUUGGGGUCGCAGCAGCGUGAUGGCAGAGUAUGGCCUGUACGGGGCCAUGGUCCGUCACUCCAUCCCGCUGCCGGAGUCUAUCCUCAAGUCAGCCAAGGAGGGCAUCACGGACUCUUACGCGCCGUGGCUAUUAGGUAUGCACAAGAAGUCAGGUGAAACCUCGCACACCUCUCCUGGAAAGCCCUGCAGCCUGACACCAUCACCACCACCAGUAACACAGGAGAAACCAGUGGACAAAGUGAUGGAGGAAGAGGAGGAGAAACAGACAAAAGACACUAACUCGCCAAUUUCUAAGGAGGAACUGAGGGAGAACAGUAUUGCUGCACUGCGAGCGAAGGCACAGCAGCACAGCGCGAAGAUGCUCGGGACGGUUUCAGACAGGACAAGCAGCCACGUGACGCAUAAAGAGGAAACUGGGGACAAGGUGACGGAGCAGGAAACAGCAGAGGUGGAGAAGAGCAACUGAAAAGGGCUGCAGGAUACAGACUGAUGGCGAAAUACCCGCAGAGUGGAGUUUACAAACACGUCAGAGGCACAAGUCUUGUUUCACUGGUUGAGUUGGAGUCACCCAUGAGCUUGUUAGACUUCAUACUGCAGAUUAUAUAUUAUAAACCUGUCAGUAACUUCUGCUCUGAGAAAAGAUUCUUCGGCGUCAACAUUUUGAGGUUUAUUAACUCAACCAAUGAGAUUAUUUCUUCCUCGCUGCCCUUAGAAAUAUUUGUACAGCCAACUCCAAACUACACUCUUCAUGUCACCUUUGGAAGGAGACUUAAAAGGAGGCUUACGCACACAAGUGUUUCCCUAACCUUUGCUGAAGAUGGAGCUGCGUUAAGAAAAAUAUAUUUAUUUUCUUUUAAAUAGAUUGUUAACCUUUACAGUUCUGUGAAAUGGCAGCUACUUUAUGCAACAGUGUGGAUAAAGAUGGUAUCUGGAAGCAAGUCUCCUUUCAACAAGCAUCUUUAGCACGAAAUAGACCACCUGCUCCACAGGUGCUAAUAAGGAGAUAACUGUGACCUCUGACCUCACCUCCCUCACUGAUUUCAGUUAAAGGUAACUGGAAAGCACAGCUGGUAUAAAGUCCUGUGAAAACGUUACAAGCCUGAAUCUUUGUUUUCUUUCAUCUGUUGCAACAUUUGU